GGUCGCUCAGGAAGGACGGCUUAAGACAGGUCUCCCCACAUCGCUCCAGGUGCCACAUUUGCAGCCUGCCUGUCUGUCGAGAAUCCUGCUCCCACUUCAGGCCAGGCCAACCGUGUGCUGCUGAAAUGGGCUCUGAGCUGGAGACUGCCAUGGAGACCCUCAUCAACGUGUUCCAUGCCCAUUCGGGCAAGGAGGGGGACAAAUAUAAGCUGAGCAAGAAGGAGCUGAAAGACCUGCUACAAACUGAACUCUCCGGCUUUCUGGAUGUCCAGAAGGAUGCAGAUGCUGUGGACAAGGUAAUGAAGGAACUGGAUGAAAAUGGAGAUGGGGAGGUGGACUUCCAGGAGUAUGUCGUGCUGGUGGCUGCUCUCACAGUGGCUUGUAACAACUUCUUCUGGGAGAACAGUUGAGCACAUGGCCCUAACCCACAGCGCCCUUCCACUUGACCUUACCAGACUUCCCCUUUAUCCUUAUCCCACCUACACCUCCUGUCCCCAUCCUUGCUCAACCUCCUAUCAAGGGCACAAGAGUGGCAGUCCAGGUCUGCCAUUCAAUCUAAUAAAGGUUUCCCUCACCAAC
Molecule: messenger RNA, 579 nt
Organism: Phodopus roborovskii (desert hamster)
Lineage: Eukaryota; Metazoa; Chordata; Mammalia; Rodentia; Cricetidae
Gene: S100a1
Product: S100 calcium binding protein A1
Exons: 3
Coding region: 126-410 (94 amino acids)
Biological process (GO): regulation of heart contraction
Cellular component (GO): sarcoplasmic reticulum
Molecular function (GO): S100 protein binding; calcium ion binding
Source: RefSeq, a predicted model, not a curated record